UUGUUUACUAACAGUUCUCCUCCCUGUCAGCUCGGGCACACUGCUCUGGAUGGCUGUGCACAGCACAGCCAUCCAAAGCAGUGUGAUUACAGUGAAGCACACAGACACAGCCCCCUCAGUGUAAAACACUCCCUGCACACAGUUUAACCAUUUGAUCGCCCCUCAUGCUAACCCAUUGCUGCCCAGUGCCAUUAGUACAGUGUCAGUGCUUUUUUUUUAGCACUGAUUACUGUAGUGGUGUCACUGGGGAUGUCAGUGACACCAAAUCAGUUCCCUCCCAGUGUCAGAAUGUCCACCGCAGUCCUGCUAUA
This is a messenger RNA of Staurois parvus, 311 nucleotides long. NCBI's taxonomy places the organism in Eukaryota, Metazoa, Chordata, Amphibia, Anura, Ranidae. The record is from the annotation of a GenBank genome assembly.